Olea europaea var. sylvestris is the source of this 610-nucleotide messenger RNA. RefSeq lists its product as uncharacterized. The record is from RefSeq and is a predicted model, not a curated record. The coding region runs from base 144 to 473 and encodes 109 amino acids. NCBI's taxonomy places the organism in Eukaryota, Viridiplantae, Streptophyta, Magnoliopsida, Lamiales, Oleaceae. The transcript has a single exon.
UCAAAGUUGAAAUCAAAACCAUAGUAAUUGUGGGCUCUCUCUGCCCCUCUAUCUCUCUACAUAUUUUAUAUUCACAAUCCUCAUUCAAGUAGAAAUCUGUAGAGGAAAAAAAAUAAUUGUAAAGAGAAGGAGAGAGGUGAUCGAUGAUGGCUGGUUUGAUGAGAUCUGAAGUAUCAUUCAGGAGACAAGGAUCUUCAGGAUUAGUUUGGGACGAUAAGAUCUUAUCUGGCGAAUUGAACAAAGUGGCAAAUCAAAAGGAAGAAAGCAAUCAAGUUGAACAAAAGAAGUUCGCCGGAGUAAAGAUAGAGAGAAGCCAAUCUAACGGCGGAGGACGGGGAUACCGAACCGGAAGGGUGUCUCCAGCUAUAGAGCCACCGUCUCCUAAGGUUUCUGCAUGUGGAUUUUGCAGUGCUUUUAGCAAACAAGACAAAACUCGCCGGCGACAACCCAAGUCCGUCAAGCAUAAGAUAUAAUACAUGUCAAAUUUGGUGUUUACCAGCGGCUAAGGUGGAAGUUUCCGUUAUGACUCCAGUUUAGUCUCAAUAAAAAGUGAAGUGCAUGAAAUUUUAAAUCUUGCAGAUGAAAUUUUAUGUCUUUUUUUUUUUUUUAA